Rotaria sp. Silwood1 is the source of this 207-nucleotide messenger RNA. The record is from the annotation of a GenBank genome assembly. NCBI's taxonomy places the organism in Eukaryota, Metazoa, Rotifera, Eurotatoria, Philodinida, Philodinidae.
AUGUUUGGUGGAGCUGUUGGAAAAUAUACGGGUGGAGUUACAAGUUGGAAAGAUGGUACAGAAACGUCAUGGCAUUAUUGGACUCAACCUUUAUCGAAUCCAUUAUCACUAAUAUUUUAUCUAAUGCCCGCUUCUGUUCAUGCAAUGGAAACAUAUUCUACGUAUAUUAACGAAGGUCUAAAAGCAUUACUUUGUUAUACACCAUAA